AUGGAUGGUUGCAAGGCCUUCCUGGUCGUCUGGCUCCGCCUCCUCCCUCCGCCUUCUUUUGUUACUUUACGUUUCCCACGUGUGUUCACUCUGUACAAGCAAGGGAAAUCGCAAGUGCUUUUCUUCUAUGAAACCGAUUUUGAGAAAGUUUCUGGAAGUCGAACAAAGAAUUUGAAAAAAAAAAGUCGUACGGUUAUACAGAGUUGCGUCUGUAGAGAGCUCCUUUUUGCGAGAAAUUCAAUUGACAGUGAAACUUGGAACUUUCAUAAAAUUUUAUCAAAAAAAAUUUGAAGGCCUAAACAAAGUUUCCUCAUACUCGCCACCUGUGCUGCACAGUGUAAAUAAUUCUACUUAUAAGAGCAUUUUUCAAACCUCAUUGUUAACAAAUGAUCACGUUAGCAAUUAAUGAUUGAAUUAAAAUAUAAAACAUGAAAUAGACAUUAAAUGAAGUUUUAGAUUUCCAAAGUUCACAUUUCCAAAAAGAAUGGGGAAAACCUCUGUUUAAAGCAUUAACAUUCAAGACCUCAAAAUAACCCCGAUUUUUCGCUAAGGAUUAGUAUGAAAUGGAUGGUUUCUCUAGUUCUCUCUAGUUUCCUUUCUCUCUAGUUUCCCUUUUCUGUGCCCGUGAAUGAAGAAAAUAUUGAAUUGAGAUAAAAUAGGUGAGGAAAAAACCUUGAAACAAAGGACUGGCACCUUUUUACUGGACAACCGUUGGACAUGCUUUUUUGAGGGGAUCGCCGCACUCUGUGUGUACUCGAAACGUCCACUUGGCGCCAUUGUUGGCCGACGGACGUUUGUUGGCCACGGAGGUCGCGUUGAUGCCAAGACGACCGCGAAAACGCCCUUGUAA
Caenorhabditis auriculariae is the source of this 850-nucleotide messenger RNA. Lineage: Eukaryota; Metazoa; Nematoda; Chromadorea; Rhabditida; Rhabditidae. The record is from the annotation of a GenBank genome assembly.